CCCUUCCUUCCUUCCAGAGUCUACUCCUCCCCCCAGAUCACCAAACCCGCCCCGAAAUCGAACCCAGAUUUGCGCCGAGGGAGCGCGUCGACGUCGCGCCCAUGGCCGCCGCCGCCGCCGCCGCGUUCUCCAUCAGGGAGUACGCGGCGAGCAUGAGGUGCAAGACAUCGGCGGAGGGGCGGCGCCUCUUGGGCGUCGAGGAUCUCCCGCCUCUCAGGGCGCCGAGGUGCCGGUGGUGGGCGGACGAGCUCGCCUCCACCGUGGCUGCUGCAGCUGCGGCGGCGUCCCCGAGGAGAGCGCCAGGGAAGACGAAACCGCCGAAGAAGAGGUCCAUCUCUGACCUCUUCGCCGCGGCGCCCCCCUUGGCUGUGCCCCCCGCCGGUGAUACGGGAUGCAAAGAGCAAGCGGAGGUGGACGGCGACGAGGUGCUGUGCGCGAUCGCGAGGCGGGCCAAGGAGGAGAAGAAACGAAAGAGAAAGCUGCAGGAGGAGGAGGAGGGGCAGAAGGAGGAGACGGUGGCAGUGGCUGCCGCGCCGGAGAGCAGCGGAGGCCGAGAGCCCGAGGGGAAUUUCGCUGCCACAAAGGAAGUACUUCACAAUCCAAACCUGUUUGAUGGACUGGAUACCCACUCAUCACAGAAACCUGAGGCUCCACAACAUCACAGAGAAGAGAGAGAAAAGAUGUCUGAGAGAAGGAAGCAGUGGAAGAUUAAUAAUAUAAAUAAGAAGAAGGCUGACACACAAAAGCAUAUCGACAACAAUAAAGCUGACAAAGUGGGGAAACAGCGAGAUCUGGAAAGUUUUAUCCCUAAGCAUGGCAUUCUAAAGUGCACAAAGCACACAUCAGUGAAAAUGGUCAAGGAGAAACGUGGCAAUUCAGAGGGCAAGGAAGUAAUAGAACUUUGCCGCAAAUCAGUGAAACGUGUCAAAUUCUCAGAAGCAGAUGCUAUACUUGAGCUACCAGAACGACAAAGUCUCUGUAAGAUCUUUUCAGAUGCUAUGGCUUCUUCAUCGUCAUCCUCGUCAUCAUCAUCAUCAUUCACGUCUACCGAAGGAGACAAAUGCAUAACUUCAGAAAGUGGUAGUUCUCAUAUGCCCAUGGAAGCUUUCACUAAGGCAAAAGAAGCAAAUAAGAAUCCAGAGCAUGAGGAUUCUCCUGACAAAUGCAUAACUGCAGAAAGUGGUACUUCUCAUAUUCCCAUGGAAGCUUUCACUAAGACGAAAGAAGCAAAUAAGAAUUCAGAUCAUGAGGAUUCUCCUGAGCCUGGUAACAGGGAGAUGUCCGCUUCUCUGAUUGAUCUGAAUAUGGCGCUACCGGAAUCUACUGAAUUGGACCAAAGGUAUGAUUCAUAUUCAGAGGUACCAAACCUGGAGCAUACACAUGAGGAAACCUUAAGUUCUGAUGUCCAAUUGCUUGAUGGGAGAGAAAACCGGAUGAAUUUUUCUGUUGAUUCACACAGACUGGAUAGCGAACAAUCUACUGCUGACUUGGAAAGAAUAACGAAUUCAAGUUCGGCAGGCACAUUUUUGCAUGGUGAGGUGAUAAAAGUUUCUGAUACAGAUGCUGCUGUUCCUCCAUUGAGCUUAACUGAACAUGCUGAGGCUCAUCGUGGUUGCAGUAAUGUUUCAGUAAAAGAUACUAUGACUAUGAGUACGUCUCCUUGCGCAUUGCCAGAUCAUACAUUUCAGGGUUCAUUUCGGCAGCACCAGAGUUGGUUUUCUACCAGCGGCAAAUUCUCUUCCUGGCCAUCUCAUGAAUCUAAUGUGUCGCAAAGUAAGGAGUUAAAUUUUCGUUCUAAGUUGAACGUGCCGCGUGAGAAUGGACCUUCCACAGGACAGACAGUUCGUUUGAUGGGUAAAGAUCUUUCAGUUUGCACUACCAGAGCUGAAUCAUUUUCUGAGACUGCGCAGAAGCAUACAGGUACUUUCACCAAUGACUAUCUGAACGUAAAUGUGUUCUUGCCACAACAAGGACGGCCUUUUCUCUCUUUACAAGCCCAGAAUUUCCCAAAUGAUACAGUAAAUUCUACCAGUAUAAUUCAUGCUCCAACAUAUAAUGCAAGUGGAAGUCAGGUACGGACUACACAUGGUUACAGCCACCAUUUGCCGGCAGCUAAUGUACUUUCUGGAGAUCAGUUGCCAUAUGAAAACAGGUUUAUUGAUUUUUCGAACUCGAAGACCAAUCGGCCUUUUCUAUUGGGGUGCCCACCUCCUUCCAAUCAUGGCAGUGCAGCAUUCCAACAGAAUUCCCGGUCGAGCUGUUAUUACUCUGAUUCUAUCACUAGGACAGAACCACCCACAGCACCACCUUUGCCUACAAGCAGACAGCAUGGUACACCAUCUUCAGGUUUCCAAGCCAAUUUGCGUCAGCAACAUGUUGUGCAUCCAGCAAGCUCGUCAGUUUGUCAUCUUAAUUCUGUGGGUUUAACAUUCAACCAUCCAGAUCCGGUAGUUCAAGUACCUUCCAACAGCAUAAGAGAUGCGACCCUUUUGGCCAGAAAUACAGAUAACAGAGUGGGGAGUGUUAUUCUUGGCAAUUCCAAUACUUCACCUAGUGGCCGCUAUGUGCAGAAGAGAUCAGGCCCAGUGAAGCUUACUCCUGGGGCGAAGCAUGUACUGGUGCCAAACAAUAGCACAGGUGACGGCGAUUCUGCACCUGUGUACUCCUGUGUUUCGUUCGCAAGUAGGAGCACAAAUGCUGCAGGUCCUCAGAACAAAGGAGCAUGAUACCCUUUGUAGAACUUUUGCUUGGUUGCAGUUGCAUGGAUCUAUAAAACAUCGCCCUGUUUUCAUUCAAUUUCAUUCAUUUAGUUGGAACCUUUUGAAAAGUGUUUGUUACAUUUUUCUGUUGUAACUGUUGUGAUACAUCAAAUGCUUUGUUUGCUUCGUAAGUAGUUACUUCGUCAGCUGAACCUGGAUCCAUGGCUGGUGUAGCCUAAGACAUGUACUCUGUUAUAUUUCUGUAUUGUUACUCCUGGUCUGGAAGCUAAAUAGAUGUUAUUGGCAGAAAA
This is a messenger RNA of Triticum urartu, 3010 nucleotides long. RefSeq lists its product as uncharacterized. The record is from RefSeq and is a predicted model, not a curated record. Lineage: Eukaryota; Viridiplantae; Streptophyta; Magnoliopsida; Poales; Poaceae.